AUGGAUUCCAGGACCAAGCGACCCAGAAAUACAAUAAUGUCAACGUUUGCAAAAACGACCAAAGUUCGCAGGAGGAAAGAGAUGUUCCUGUAUCAGGUCGGCGUUUCUUGCAGCAUUCUCUUCCUGGCGUGGUGUCUGUGCAGCCUGUUAUCCAGACUAGAAUACGGGAAGGCCACUGGAAACCAAGCCACACUGGAUCGAAAGUGGUGGAACAGGAAGUUAAUGGUGGCGGUGACAGCGAACGAUACUCAAGCGAAGAACUGCACUGAUCCAGCUAUCCGUGAAUUUCCAAGUGAUCUUUUUACCAAUAAGGAGAGACAACAAGGAGGAGUAUUACUUCAUAUAGCAGGAGCUGUCUAUAUGUUUUACGCACUGGCAAUAGUUUGUGAUGAUUUCUUUGUUCCAGCCUUAGAAAAAAUAUGUGAGAGAUUACAUUUGAGUGAAGAUGUAGCUGGUGCCACAUUCAUGGCAGCUGGAAGCUCAGCACCUGAACUGUUUGCUUCUGUUAUUGGUGUCUUUAUCACCCAUGGAGAUGUCGGCAUUGGAACCAUUGUUGGUUCAGCAGUAUUUAACAUACUUUGUAUCAUUGGCGUCUGUGGGAUAUUUGGAGGGCAGAUCGUAUACCUGACGCAGUGGUCGGUGUUUAGGGAUUCAUUAUACUACACCAUAUCAGUGAUCCUACUCAUUGUGUUUAUCUAUGAUGAGAAAAUUGAAUGGUGGGAAGGCCUUCUCCUGAUCAUAAUGUACGCAGGCUAUAUACUUGUGAUGAAAUUCAAUACCAAAAUACAGAAUUGUUUCGUGAGCAAGCUAACAAAGAAUGUUUCAAAUGGCAAUGUGAUCGGCAAUGAACUGGAGGAUGUUCAAUCUGCCAAUGGUGUGGACAAGGAAGUCUGUGUAGCUGAGAAAUGUGACAACAUCAAAAAUGGAAACAUUCCUCUGGAUAAAGUUACAAAAGAAGGCAGCCCUGAGAAUGAAAAUGAACCUGAGUUCACAUCACCAUUUUCUCCACCAGGGGGAUGCUUGAAUAAGAUGAAAUGGUUGAGUUCAUGGCCGGUAGUGGUUGUGCUGUUCUUCACAGUCCCUAACUGUGCAAAGCCUCGCUGGGAAAAUUUCUUCAUGCUAACCUUUUUCAUGUCCACCGUCUGGAUUGCAGUCUUUUCUUAUUUAAUGGUGUGGAUGGUAACUGUAACAGGGUAUACACUUGGGAUCCCAGAUAUUAUCAUGGGAAUAACAUUUCUGGCAGCAGGAACAAGUGUUCCGGAUUGUAUGGCUAGUUUAAUAGUGGCCAGACAAGGGAUGGGUGACAUGGCAGUGUCGAAUACAGUAGGAAGCAAUGUCUUUGACAUUCUUGUAGGCCUAGGUCUCCCAUGGGGUCUUCAGACAAUGAUUAUUAACACUGGUUCUGUUGUGCACAUCAAUAGCAGAGGUCUUGUUUAUUCUGUUAUACUUCUUUUAGGAUCCGUAGCACUCACAGUGGCUGGUAUCCAUGUGAAUGGAUGGAAACUGGAUAAAAAGCUUGGUAUUUAUGUGCUCAUCCUCUAUGCUAUCUUCUUGUGUUUCUCAAUAAUGAUCGAAUUCAAUGUGUUUACCUUUGUCAACCUGCCAAUGUGCCAAGACAGCAUUUAA
Messenger RNA from Rhincodon typus (whale shark), 1626 nucleotides. RefSeq names its product sodium/potassium/calcium exchanger 4-like. Gene Ontology annotation, biological process: calcium ion transmembrane transport; intracellular calcium ion homeostasis. Gene Ontology annotation, cellular component: membrane. The record is from RefSeq and is a predicted model, not a curated record. The transcript has 16 exons. Bases 1 to 1626 code for a protein of 541 amino acids. Gene Ontology annotation, molecular function: calcium, potassium:sodium antiporter activity; calcium channel activity. Lineage: Eukaryota; Metazoa; Chordata; Chondrichthyes; Orectolobiformes; Rhincodontidae.